AUGAGAAGUUAAGACAAUUCAAAAUUAAAUAUAAGUGUUCAAAUCAAAGAGAACAGUUUUAUUAAGGGACGCAAAUUAGACUCCUUCACUAAUACUCCUUUAGUAAUAAACUCUCGAGAACAUCCUUAAUAUGGAAAUAUAAUCAAACAAGAAGAAAAUGAUAUUAUGUUGGGUAAUUUGCUCAAUAGACCAAUAAAAGUUAAAACCAAAAAGAAAAAAAAGAAGAAGGCUUUAAAUAAUAAGCUUAGUGCACCUGUGACUAAAGCAUCAUAAGAAAAGCUUGAAAAAAAUAGUAAGCCUAAAAAAAUUGUAAAUACUAGCAUGAACAAGCUUUAAAAAUAAAAAAAAGUAAAUAUUGCCCCUGUCUUCAAUUGGGGAGUCAAUUAGGAAAGAUUAAAAAAUUACUUUUUAAAUGAAUAACUCAAAUAAAGGAAUGUUCAAGACACCAUGUUGAAAAGAGUGAAUAAAACUGAUGUGGAUAUUAGGUAGAGGAGAGAUCAAUUAGGUGUUUCAUUUUUAAAUAAUAUAUCCAUCGAUAAAUUUAUUAAAAAGAAAAGUAAGCACUCUUAUUUUCUAUCAUUUAGAAAUAAAUAAAUCGUUGACUCCAACUAAAAAGGAUCCAAACAAACCCAAAUUUUAGAUCAACCAAGACGAAAUCAGGAAAUACAAAGAAUUUAAAUAGAAAAUGAUUAUGAUAGCAAAAUACGAAUUAAAAAAGAAAGAGUACGAAAGACAAUUCAAAAUCCAUCAAAAUUUAUAAAAUCUCAAUGAAUAUAUAAGAUCAAGAAAUAGAAGUCAUUCAGUUGGAGAUACAAAAUUAAAAAGAAAGAAUAGAACUGCAUCAACCUAUGGAAUCAUUUAUGAAGAUUAAAAAGAAAAUAUCCUGUCUGAUAGAUACGAAUAAAAGAAAAAGAGAAAAGUGUUAUGUCAAUUCAAAAAUCAAUCUGAUAAAUCUAAAUUAGUUUAGUCAUCAAAUCAUGAAUCCAUGAGGCAACCUUGCUCAUCAAUAUAUCAAUAUAUGAGCAACUCGAGUAGUGCAAACAUACCUAAUGAAAGUGAUCCUGAAUAGGAUUUUGCUAAUUUUGAUAAUAGCUUUUAUAGUUAGAAACUAAUUACUUUAGGAGAAGACAAGGAUGAAAUGUUGAGUUCGUAAAGAGAUUGGGAUGAACAAGAUAUUAAAGAAAUUGAGGAAAUUAGAUCAAUAGAAUAGGCUGCAAGUAAAUAUAGUGAAAAAAGAUAAAGAUCUCAGACAGAUGAACAAGCGGCAAUUAAAAUAUAAAAGGUGUGGAGAAGAUAUAAAACAAGAUAAAUCUUAAGCUAUUAUUAAGAUUAUUUUAAAAAAGAAGAAGAAUAAGCAGAAUUCAAUUUAAAUGACUUGCAUUAAAGUCAAAUUCAAGAAUUAAUAAAGAUGGGUUACAUAAAAGUUGAUUCAAAAGGAUAAAUUUAAUUAAUUGAUAAAGACCAAAGUGAAAAAUCUUCAGACUCUUCAAUAUAAAAUAAGAAUAAGAAACAAAAAUUAUAUAAAGAAGAAUUACCAUAAGUGCAAAAAUAAAUAUUUGCUGCACAUUCCUAUUAGGAUUACAUUGAAGGAUUCAGUGAUUCAAUAGAUAGUGAAGGAAAAAAAACUACUGAAAAAAAGCAAUUUUUAUCGGCCAUUUCGGAAUAACAAGAAAUGGAAAACUGCAGAGAAAGUACUGAAAAGAAUUCAUUGAUUAUGAAUCAAUAGAUAACCUUCAAAAAGAAAAAGAGAUUAUCAAUUGAUGUUGAUGAAAUUGAAAAGGAAUAUUAGAAUUAAUAAUAGGUUGAAAUUGGAGAAAUCAGAUGUGCUAUUGGAUCUGAAUCUCUAAUUAAAAGCUUAUCUUAAGAAGAUUAAACAUUCAAUUAAGAGAAGAGCAUCUUCGAAUAAACUUCAUUCUAAGAUUUUGUUUAGGUUAAAUUCAAAGAGUUCAUGUCAAGAGAGAAAAUGGAUGAACUCAUAGUAAUGAGAGAGAAGGUACUUGAAGAAAGACAUAAAUAAUAAAUUAAAACUAUAAAUGAGGCUUAUUAAAAUCAAUAAAUAUCUCCCAAGACUUAUGAUUAAUAGAAUAGAAAACUUGAAAAAUGGGUCACCAAACAAAGAAAAGAUUUAGAAAAGAAAAAAAAUGAGAUUAUUAAAGGUCAACAAAGUACUUAUGAGACUGUAAUGAAAACUCAAAGAGAUCUUCUAUUUAUGAAAUAGAUAUCUCAAUCUAAUUCACAAUCUUACAUAAAGAUUAUUGAUAGCUUUAGUUAAGAAUCUGUUCUAUAUUCAGAAUAAUCAUUAAGAAAUAGUAUUAUAGACAUACAAAAUUAAAACCUUCAAUAAUUUUAACAAUAGUUACCAUAAAAAUCAUCCUUGCUAAGCGAAGAAGAUUUAAGCAAAUCAUAAAAUUUUGACGAUGAAGUUAUUUUUAAAAACAACUCAAGUCCAUCUAAUCUCUAGUUUGCAGAUUAUGAGCCAGAACCGUUCAAUCUGCAUUAGCUGGCCUAAUCUCAAGUUUUAAGAGUCUCAGACAUUGUUAGAGAUUAAUCUAAGAUGUCCGAAAAAUAAGCAGAAUCAUACUCUAUACUUAUUUCAAAUAUGUUGAUUGUUUAAGAAAUUUAAUUGUUAUGCUAAGAACUUGGCAGACAUAAUAUUGAUAUUUUUGAAUUAGUAACAAAAGCAUUGAUUAAUAGACCACCAUCCUAAAUGCAAACAUCUUUUGGAACAAACUAGAAUAAAGGCUUUAAAACUGGAAUUCCACAAGUAAAGACUUAUUUAAGUCAUUUGACAGAGUUUAUGCUUUGCAAUUAUAAGGAUGAGGUGUUAGCCAAAAUAAAUGUACCUUUAGGACCUUCAUCAAAAGAUAUGCUCAAAUUCUUACAUCCUAUUUCUGAUUCAACAAUUGUAUCGGAUGAAGAUUCUAAUUAAAAUGAGAAUUACUUGUAGAAUAUCAUAAUGACAGCAGAAUUAUUUGGCACUUUUGAGAGAUUUUUAAUAAAUGAAUAAAUUCUGAAGAGCUAAACAUCUUAAUUACUUGAAUUGGAGCAUGUUCAUAAUAAAGCAAUAUUCGAUGCUUUGAAUGAAGCCUUAGAUUAUCAUAGACCUUAUGGAAUGGCAGGAUAACCUUAUGCUUGGAAAUCUGAUGCAAGUAGAUUAUAGUUUCGAAAAAACACAAUUAGUGAUAUGCCAAAUAUAAUUAAAUCUAGUUUAGAUAAAGUUUUGGAAUGGUGUCAUUAUUUAGUUGGAUUUCUAAUUGAUAAAGAGGAUUGUCCAUAUCCUAAGAUUCUGAUGUUUGAUCAAGAAUGUCUAGCUUAAAUAAAAGAAGAUAGGAUGAUUAGAAUGCUAUCUGCUGAGGUAUUUUUUAUUAAAAUGCGUAGGUUAUUGAAAAUGAAGAUAGAUGGAUAAGUUAUGAUGAAGAAUUUACUGUAGUUGCAAUCGACUUAUCAGAUAUGAUUUUUGAUCAUUUACUUGAAGAAUUACUUUAAGAAAUUCAUUGA
Molecule: messenger RNA, 3498 nt
Organism: Paramecium octaurelia
Lineage: Eukaryota; Ciliophora; Oligohymenophorea; Peniculida; Parameciidae
Source: the annotation of a GenBank genome assembly